Molecule: messenger RNA, 1509 nt
Organism: Trematosphaeria pertusa
Lineage: Eukaryota; Fungi; Ascomycota; Dothideomycetes; Pleosporales; Trematosphaeriaceae
Product: HET-s/LopB domain protein
Exons: 1
Coding region: 1-1509 (502 amino acids)
Biological process (GO): protein phosphorylation
Molecular function (GO): protein kinase activity; ATP binding
Source: RefSeq, a predicted model, not a curated record
AUGGAGGUAGCUCUGGGUAUUGCCGGUUUAGCUCUCGCCGCUCCUACCGUCGUCAAAACCUGUUUCAACCUUGUGGAUGCUCUUAUGCAAAAGGUUGAAAAGAACAAGAGCUUGCGAAGCCAUGCCGAACGUCUCAAAGCCUUCGAGAUCAAGACCGGACGGAGCAAGCUCAAGCAGGACAUGAAGCUUGGGGAAGCCAUCCUUAAGGACCCAACAGUGGAGCAAAACGAUAAGGCUUGCUUAGAGGCCGUAUUUGAUGACGCCAUGAAGACACUGAAAGAGAUGGAUGUGACGGUGGACACAAUACUUCAGAACUGCGAUAACUUCCUUAGCCGUAAGAGGAGGGUGGCACUUGCAAAGUUCACUGAGCAGUCUAGAGCGCUAGACACCACCACGAACCGCUUCCACGACAUCGUUAUCAGCCAGACCUUGGUGCAGAUUUCAGAAUCCAACAACAACGUCUCACUUCUCAAAGAUUUCGACUUCACCAUAAUUGGACCGCUGGAAGAUUGGAAACCCUUAAAUAAGUCAGCUUUCAUCCACAAGGGACGGCUCACGAGAAGCCUAAAAGACAUUCCCGCCGGCACAGGUGAAUUCGUUAUAGAGUCAAGAGCCUACAAGGCAGCCACCAGAGAUUGGGUGAAGACGAACCUACGAUUCCUUGCUCAACGCCUUGCAGCAGCUCAACUUGCCGAAGGUAUCCUUCCGCUCGUUGGCUGUCGUGAAGACUCCGUCCGGCAGGAGUUCCAACUGGCCUUCUGCGCGAACAGCUAUGCAGCAAGCGCGCAAACCCUACAACUGCUAUAUUGUGAGAAGAAGACGCUUCCGACCCUCAACUUCCGUCUCGGUUUAUGCGCAAACCUAGCCGAGGCAAUUCUCCACGUCCAUACCCUAGGGCUGGUGCAUAAGAAUAUUCGCCCAGAGAACGUCCUCAUAGCAAGCAACGAUAAUUGCGAGAGCAACAAGGUUUUCCUUCUCGGCUGGAAAUAUGCUAGGAAGGCAUUUGACGCCCCGACUGUCCGUGAAGGGGAGCCUAGUACAGAACGAAAGAUCUAUCAGCAUCCCCAUCGACAGGUUGAAAUUGCAGACGAGGACUACUGCAUGGGUCAUGACAUUUACAGCCUAGGAGUGUGCAUGCUUGAGAUUCUUGCGUGGGCUCCUCUUAUCUCGUCCACGGAGGCGGGCGAAACGUCAUUCAACGAAGACUUCAAGUCUGGCUUUAAGAAUCGAGGGCUUGCAAAGGAUAAGGAUGAGGUUAACCCCGCGUGGUUGAAGGGCCAACAUCCAAGAAAUGUACAAAGAGUUCUUCAGGACAUGGCAGCGGACAAGCUGCCAUACCUGGCUGGGACACGAAUGGCUGAGGUGGUGGCGAGUUGUUUGGGAUGCCUAGAAUCUGAGGAAGGCCGCGGUGGAGACGCAAACUUCCGUGGAAGGAACCCAAAAGAGGUUGGGGCUGACUUUGUCGAUUCAGUGCUUAAGCACACUCGAAGCGUGGCGGGGGCAAUUUGA